ACUGAGUUUAAGAAAUAAAUAUUCAAUAUCUUAAACUUCUUAGUUAAAAAAAUGGUUCUUCACAAAGUCUUGAGAUUAUACACCACCAAUGAAAAGUUUUAUGUCCAGCCAUUAGGACAAGAAUCAACAGAUGGCAAGAUAUUGGAAAUUGAUCGUGUCACUUCUGAACUGGUACUUCAUGAUAACAAAGGACAAAUUCCACCAAGAUCAGCAGAAAGUAGAGAAAUAUAUGGAAUUCUGGGAAUUUUAAAUUUACUUGCAGGACCAUACCUUGUUGUUGUGACAAAACGGAAACUUGUUGGUUUGAUAUCAGGGGAAGAGAUAUGGCAAAUGAAGGAAGCAAAUAUUUUACCUUUUCCAAAAGGAACUAUGCACUUAACAGAAAGUCAGGCCCGUGACAAUAAAGUGUUUUUACAAAUGGCUCAACAAGCAUUACAAACGGAUGGCUUUUAUUUUUCUUAUACGCACGAUUUAACACAUAGUCAGCAAAGAUUACAAAAUACCAGUACAGAUUUUAAACAAUUACCGCUAUAUGAAAGGGCUGAUCCCAGAUUCAUUUGGAAUCACAGUAUGUUACGAAUGCUAGCAGUUCAACCUGAGCUUGGACCAUUCACUCUUCCAUUAAUGCAUGGAUUUGUUUCAAUCAAAAAAUGUUCCAUAAAGCAGUUCACCUUUGACUUUGUUUUGAUUUCGAGAAGAAGUUGUUAUCGCGCAGGAACAAGGUACAAUAUUCGCGGAGUAGAUGAUGAAGGAGAGGUGGCCAACUUUGUUGAAACAGAACAGUUAUUGUUUUACGACGGAUCGGUUGCUUCUUAUGUCCAGACACGUGGAUCAAUCCCACUGUAUUGGUCUCAGUUUCCAACGAUAAAAUACAAACCUAUACCAGCGAUUGCUAGUGAUAAAGAUCAUAUUGCAGCUUUUCGGAGACAUAUUGAUAACCAGUUAGUUUAUUAUGGAAAACAAGUUUUAGUUAACUUGAUUGACCAGAAAGGCGUUGAAAAACAAUUAGGUGAAAGAAUGGAAGCCGCAUCAAAAACAAGUGGAUAUUCGGAAAUACAAUUGAAAUAUAUCGCCUUUGAUUUUCAUAAAGAAUGUAGCAAAAUGAGAUGGCAUCGUCUUCAAAUAUUGAUGGAUAUGUUGAACGAUCUCAUCGACCAAGCGUCGUACUUCGCAGUUGAUCGAAACAAAGAAGUAUUAGAAGAACAAAGCGGUGUCGUCCGCACGAACUGUAUGGACUGUUUGGAUCGAACGAAUGUCGUGCAGAGUUUAAUAGCCCGCAAAAUUCUUCAACUGCAGCUGUACAAGUUCGGUAUAAUUGGCAAAGAAAAUAAAAUUGUUGAUUUUGACGAGUUUGAGUUUAUUUUUAAAAAUAUUUGGGCAGACAAUGCAGACAUGUGCGCGCAUCAAUACACAGGCACGGGUGCGUUAAAAACAGACUUCACAAGAACUGGUAAAAGAUCUAAGUAUGGUUUACUACAAGAUGGCGUCAACUCAAUGAUACGAUAUUAUAAAAAUAAUUUUUCUGAUGGUUUCAGACAGGAUGGCAUAGAUUUAAUACUUGGUAAUUACGUUAUUGAUACGUCAGAGAAGGGGUCCGUAUUCCAAGAAUCAAAAGGAUGGAAAUACAUGACGCUUCCCUUCAUCCUGCUUAUUGGUUUCUCCAUGCUUGUUAUCUGCUUACUCAUACCUUCAACUGAUUUUAGUCUGCAACUGACUUACAUUCUGUUUUGGGCGAUCGCUUGCCUAAUCACACUCUACCUGGUGGUAUUAUACGGAACAGAAUUUGUGGACAAACCGAGAUUAACAAAUCGGAGAUAGGAUUUUUUAGUUAAUAGUAUUUAUCAAUAUUUUUAGAAAUUUAUAGUCAGUUGGUGUGGUCUUUUAAAAAGGUUAAUGGUCACGUGGUUGUGUCAUUCUACAUUGAAGGCAGUUGUAACGAACUAACAUGUUAUCUGUAGCAGUUCUCUCUACUCGAAACAAAACGGUGUGACUUUAUUAGUCAAUUGUAAAAGAGAAAGCACCAAAAAUAACAUUAUUUAUUCUCUUGUUCUUAAAUUGCAAAUUCUUUUUUGUGAAACUACGUUACAUCAGUCUUGCAAUAUUUUGCAAAUUAAGAUAUUCUCAAAUGCGAAUUUUUCAUUUGUUGCACCCUAAAAUUCUCUGUCGUGAUUGUAACUGAUGUUAGUGGUAAAGUUAUUACACUUUUCUUUUCACCGAUAUCAACCUUUGCAUAACAUGCAUUGAGUAUUAUAAGGUUUGGAUUCUCUUUUCAGAAAAAAACAGUUACCUCGGGCGUAUUUAAAAGUUUGUGUCUUUAAAAGUAACCAAAAAUAUUACUAACAUGGUUAUUUUUAAAAUUGAGGUUUAGUGUACAAUCGAAAAAUUAUGAACAUUUUACAACAAAAAAAAAGAAAAAAAGAAAUUUUUAUACUGUAUAAAAUUUUUCGUAGUCAGGUGAUGGCAUGCAGCGUCUUCUUUUAUGUGUCUGAUAACGUGAGACGUGUGAACACAGUUCAAAUAUUUAUAAAAAGGUCUUGUACACGAAGAAUGAAAAACAAAAACAAUUAUUAGUUAAAAUUUCAUAAAUUAAAUAAACAUAAAUUUGUUAAGCUGCCCAGAUUUUGAAAUAUUAAGCAGUCAAUGCUUUAACAUGGCUAAUCUAACCUACGAAACAGCUUUUUAUAACAAUAAAAAUAAAAUAAUUCCUCAUGCAUUAAACCAAGAAGGUUUAAUUAGGCGAAACUAAAAUCUUAUAAAAUUUAAUUAUCAUGGUUAGCAACAUCUUAGCGAAUUUAAAACUGUAUUUAAAGUUUUGCCCUUGGCAAUAGACUGAAAUGAAAGAUUGAGCUGCUUGUAAACGUGUGCUUUUUUGGACAACGCGUUAGUGGUCCCAACUUACACAAAUUUGUGUCUAAUUCGUGAAUACGACAGUGUCGGUAGCCAAAUGCAAAUAUAUGCGCGUCUUACUAUAAUUGUUUUGAUUUUUAGUAUGGUUAUUUUCACUAAAUUUGUAAAAUUUGAUAGGUAGUCAAUAUAAUGCACUUUUUAUUCUAUUGA
Messenger RNA from Hydractinia symbiolongicarpus, 3057 nucleotides. Its product is annotated as phosphatidylinositol-3-phosphatase SAC1-like. Gene Ontology annotation, cellular component: endoplasmic reticulum. Lineage: Eukaryota; Metazoa; Cnidaria; Hydrozoa; Anthoathecata; Hydractiniidae. The record is from RefSeq and is a predicted model, not a curated record. The transcript is spliced from 18 exons. Gene Ontology annotation, molecular function: phosphatidylinositol-4-phosphate phosphatase activity. The coding region runs from base 52 to 1818 and encodes 588 amino acids. Gene Ontology annotation, biological process: phosphatidylinositol dephosphorylation.